GCGGAGGCCGUGGCUACGACGGGGCUGGCGAUGGCGGCCGAGGCCGUGGCUAUCAGCAGGGCGGCAACGACUACGGCGGCGGCCGCGGUGGCAACAACUACGGCGGCCGCGGCGGCAGAGGAGGAAGAGGCCAGAAGCAACCUCCCCCCGUCUUCCCCCAAGCGGGGCCUCUCCUCUCCGAGCGCUACCACGCAGAGGCGGCCCAGCUCCGGGAGAAAUUCCAGGCGAUGGACAUCAGCCGUGCCGAGCCGACGUUCCCCGCGCGCCCCGGGUUCGGCACCACCGGGCAGGUGUGCCUGGUGAGGGCCAACCACUUCUUCGUCGGCCUCGUGGACAAGGGCCUGCACCAAUACGACGUGAGCAUCUCGCCGGAGCCGAAGAUGAAGGGCGUUUUCCGAGCUGUCAUGUCCCGUCUCGUGACGGAGCACCAGGAUACCACUCUCGGCGGUCGCCUCCCCGCUUACGACGGCCGCAAGAACCUGUACACCGCCGGUGAACUGCCCUUCAACACCAAGGAGUUCGAGGUCACCUUGCCUGACAAAAAUCCUGGUCCACCUGGGCAAAGGAGGGAGAGGCAGUUCAAGGUGACCAUCAAGCACGCCACCCUGGUCAGCCUGCAGCAGCUGCAGAUGCUCAUGGCCGGGAUCUCCACCGACAUACCGGCGCAGGCGCUACAGGUGCUAGACAUUGUGUUGCGCGACAUCGUACUCAACGAACAAGACGACAUGGGGAUCGUCCCGGUAGGCCGGUCUUUCUUCUCGCGGACCAUCAAUGAACCAAUCCCCUUAGGCAAGGGCAUCGAAGGAUGGAACGGGUUCUAUCAGAGCAUCAGACCUACGCAGAGUGGAUUGUCCCUCAACAUUGACAUGUCUUCGACUGCUUUCGUUCGAGGUGGGUCACUGAUUGAUUUCAUCAAGGAUGUUCUUAACUGGAGAGGUCCCAUUCGCGCCAUCAAUGAAUUUGAUCAUGUGAAGAUUAAGAAGGCCCUCAGGGGUCUGAGGGUUGAGGUCACCCACCGAGGAGAGGUGCGCAGGAAAUACCGCAUCGCUGGCUUGACAAAGGAUACUGCCAGAGAUUUGAGGUUCAAAUUAUCGACCGGCGAAACCAAGACUGUGAGGGACUACUUUCAAGAAACAUAUAAGCUGCAACUGAAUUACGAUUUUCUCCCAUGCCUGCAAGUUGGUACAGAGCAGAAACCCAACUAUCUUCCAUUAGAGGUCUGCAAUAUAGUUCCAGGACAGCGGUACCAAAAGAAGCUGGAUGACAGCCAGGUUUCUAAUAUAAUGAGGAUAGCCUGCCAGAAUCCAGGUGGACGCGAGACCUCCAUUCGCGAGUCUGUUCUGAAGAACAAAUAUAACAGUGCCAAACGUGCAAAUGAGUUCGGUAUAGAAGUUGACAACAACGCAACUUCUGUUCAGGCUAGAGUUCUGCCUGCUCCAGUGCUGAGCUAUCAUGGUUCUGCGUCUUGCUACCCAGAAAAAGGGGCGUGGAACAUGAAAGGCAAGAAAGUCAUAAAUGGUGCCAAGGUUGGUCUUUGGGCAUGUGUAAACUUUUGCACUGAUUUGUCUGAGGAUCAAGUUCGUAACUUCUGCCGUGGACUGAUUGAAGUGUCCACUGCAACUGGAGUGAACUUCAACGAUGCAAAACUUCAGAUAUUCUAUGCUCGUUCAGAUCAAGUUGAAGCCAGACUCCAUGAAGUACACCAGCAAGCGGGGAAACUCAAGAUUGACCUCGUACUUGCUAUAUUGCCAGAUAAAAAUGGCAGCCUAUAUGGUAAUAUGUCUUGUCGCAGAUUUGAUUUCAUCAUGACAUAUCCGCCUGAUGUCAUUUUUACCACAGGUGAUAUUAAAAGGAUUUGUGAAACAGACAUUGGUCUGAUGUCGCAGUGUUGUCUACAUAAAAAUGUCUUGAAAUCAAAUACUCAGUUUCUUGCAAAUGUUGCUCUUAAGAUCAAUGCCAAGUGUGGGGGGAGGAACUCGGUAUUUGCUGAUCUAAAACUAAGUUUACCAGUUGUUUGUGAAAAGCCAACGAUUAUCUUCGGUGCUGAUGUUACUCAUCCUAGUGCUCUAGAUGAUACUGCCCCGUCCAUUGCUUCUGUUGUUGCCUCCCAAGACUGGCCUCAGGUGACCAAGUAUCAUGGUGAUGUUCACGAACAAGGUCACCGCGUAGAGCGCAUUGAAGGCCUUGAGGGCAUUGCUAAGAAGCUCCUCCUUUCAUUCGAACAGCAUUCCAAGCACAAGCCCCAGCAGCUGAUAUUCUAUAGGGAUGGCGUAAGUGAGGGUCAGUUCAGAAUGGUUUUGGAGAAUGAGAUCCCGGAGAUAGAAAAGGCAUGGAAGGCGUUAUACAAUGUGAAGCCGCCAAUUACCUUCAUAGUGGUGCAGAAGAGGCACCAUACAAGACUGUUCCCAAGUGAUGGCAAAUAUCAGGACGACAGUGGAAAUGUUAUGCCAGGCACAGUGGUUGAUAGGCAGAUCUGCCACCCAACAGAGUUUGAUUUCUUCCUCUGUAGCCAUGCUGGGAUCAAGGGAACAAGCCGUCCUGCGCAUUACCACGUGCUGCGAGAUGACAACAACUUCAGUGCUGAUGACCUGCAGUCUCUUACAAACAACCUGUGCUACACGUAUGCAAGCUGCACUCGCUCCGUGUCGACUGCUCCUCCUGCGUACUACGCUCAUAAGCUUGCGUUUCGUGCGCGAUUCUACCUAGCCCAAGUCCCAGACAUGGCGUCGGAGAUAAGCGCCGGCAGUGCAGCUUCUUCAUUGACGCUUCCUGCUAUAAAAGAUGAGCUCAAAAGCCACAUGUUCUACUGCUAGUCCCUACAGACAUGAACGAAGCCUGAAGCCUGGAGAAGAACAUUUAAGAUUUUAUUUUGUUUCUGUUGGUUUAAUGAACAUGGGACAAUCUCUAGUGUCUUUAAUAUUUCCAGUGACUGAGAAUUAUUCGUUUAUGCAAGGAUAUGAAUGGAAAUUUUAUAUGUCCUGCUAUUUCAAGUGA
Hordeum vulgare subsp. vulgare (domesticated barley) is the source of this 2994-nucleotide messenger RNA. Its product is annotated as protein argonaute 18-like. Gene Ontology annotation, molecular function: protein binding; RNA binding. The record is from RefSeq and is a predicted model, not a curated record. The transcript has 20 exons. Bases 228 to 2813 code for a protein of 861 amino acids. NCBI's taxonomy places the organism in Eukaryota, Viridiplantae, Streptophyta, Magnoliopsida, Poales, Poaceae. Gene Ontology annotation, cellular component: cytoplasm. Gene Ontology annotation, biological process: regulatory ncRNA-mediated post-transcriptional gene silencing.